GGCGAGUCCAUUCCUGCCUGAGGGGGGGUUGCCCCCCACCCCCCCGGUGUGGCCCUAAAGGUUAUUCAUAAAACGUGAAUAAAAAAAUCAAAAAUGGAAAAAAUAAAUAAAUAAAUCAGCCACGACUCACGUUGUUUCCGCUUAAAAAAAAUUUUGGAGCAGAACAAUAAAAACAGCGCUAAACAUUUUCAGCAAGGCGUCGUGUCAGGGAUCUGCCUCCCCGCAGCUGAGGCGUUUGUGGAGUCCGUAACAAAAGAUCUGUGGGGUUAAACGUUCGGACCGCAGCCGGCCGAAGGUAGGGCUGGGAGCUGGAGGAUGGCAGCGAACCCCUCGGGACAAGGUUUCCAGAAUAAAAACAGGGUUGCAAUCCUGGCAGAACUAGACAAGGAGAAGAGAAAGUUACUUAUGCAAAACCAGUCUUCCACAAAUCACCCUGGAGCCAGCAUUGCACUUGCAAGAUCACCACUAAACAAGGAUUUCCGUGAUCAUGCUGAGCAACAGCACAUCGCAGCACAGCAGAAGGCUGCACUGCAGCAUGCACACGCACAUUCCUCAGGAUACUUCAUAACUCAAGACUCUGCAUUUGGAAAUCUUAUUCUUCCUGUCUUACCUCGACUCGAGGCAGAAUGACUGAUGCUGUUUCUCAAAACUGCCAAGUCUGAUUUUGUCCGUAGCGGGAACUGUCAGACCUUUUAAUUCGUUUACUUUUGUAUCUCAAAUACUGCUUCGUUCUGGAUUCUUGUGGUUGCCUUGUGGGAGUAUGAGCUCAAAUAAUGAAACAGCAGUGUUGUUGAACAGAGAUUUUUAUCCCAUAUUUCUGUUCCUUUGUCAAGUCAAAGUCAGCCAUAAGACUUCCUGGGUGUGUCAAGUGCGUGGCGCUUGCAUAUUUCUUCCCUGUUUCUGUGCUUCCUUUGAAUAAAUGUCCAAACCAGGGUCACCAAAA
Molecule: messenger RNA, 943 nt
Organism: Cygnus olor (mute swan)
Lineage: Eukaryota; Metazoa; Chordata; Aves; Anseriformes; Anatidae
Gene: INIP
Product: INTS3 and NABP interacting protein
Exons: 5
Coding region: 316-630 (104 amino acids)
Biological process (GO): DNA repair
Cellular component (GO): nucleus; SOSS complex; nucleoplasm
Source: RefSeq, a predicted model, not a curated record